CCAACCCGAGGCUCGGGCGGAGGUUGGGAGUGAAGCUUCUGGAAGGCGCCUUUAAAGGCGCCGGGCCAGCGCGCGGGGCGUUUCGGGGCCGCGGCCGCCGGGGGGUCGGGCGCGCCGGGGUCGCCGCGGGCCGGCGGGACGCGCAGGAUGAACCACAAGAGCAAGAAGCGGAUCCGCGAGGCCAAGCGCAGCGCGCGGCCGGAGCUGAAGGACUCGCUGGACUGGACGCGGCACAAUUACUACGAGAGCUUCUCGCUGAGCCCCGCGGCCGUGGCGGAUAACGUGGAGAGGGCGGACGCGUUGCAGCUCUCCGUGGAGGAAUUUGUGGAGCGCUACGAAAGACCGUACAAGCCCGUGGUCCUGCUGAACGCCCAGGAGGGCUGGUCCGCGCAGGAGAAGUGGACUCUGGAGCGCCUGAAAAGGAAGUACCGGAACCAGAAGUUCAAGUGUGGCGAGGAUAACGACGGCUACUCCGUGAAGAUGAAGAUGAAAUACUACAUCGAGUACAUGGAGAGCACUCGGGAUGACAGCCCCCUUUACAUCUUCGACAGCAGCUACGGCGAACACCCCAAGAGAAGGAAACUUCUGGAAGACUACAAGGUGCCCAAGUUUUUCACCGACGACCUUUUCCAGUAUGCUGGGGAGAAGCGCAGACCCCCGUACAGGUGGUUUGUGAUGGGGCCGCCACGCUCUGGAACCGGAAUCCACAUCGAUCCUCUGGGAACCAGCGCCUGGAACGCCUUAGUUCAGGGCCACAAGCGCUGGUGCCUGUUCCCAACCAACACGCCCAGGGAGCUCAUCAAGGUGACCCGUGAAGAAGGAGGGAACCAGCAAGACGAAGCCAUUACCUGGUUUAACAUCAUCCAUCCACGGACACAGCUUCCAACCUGGCCGCCGGAAUUCAAGCCCCUGGAAAUCUUGCAAAAGCCAGGAGAGACUGUGUUUGUGCCAGGAGGCUGGUGGCACGUCGUCCUCAACCUUGACACCACCAUCGCCAUCACCCAAAAUUUUGCCAGCAGCACCAACUUCCCGGUUGUGUGGCACAAGACGGUAAGAGGGAGACCAAAGUUAUCGAGGAAAUGGUAUAGGAUCUUGAAGCAAGAGCACCCUGAGUUGGCCGUCCUGGCCGACUCCGUGGACCUGCAGGAGUCCACGGGGAUCGCGUCCGACAGCUCCAGCGACUCCUCCAGUUCCUCCAGCUCCAGCUCCUCCGACUCGGACUCAGAGUGCGAGUCCGGGUCCGAGGGGGACGGCACGACGCACCGCAGGAAGAAGAGGCGCACGUGUGGCAUGAUGGGCAACGGCGACACCACCUCCCAGGACGACUGUGUCAGCAAAGAGCGCAGCUCCUCCAGGUGACCCUGCGCGCUGUGGCCUGUGUGGAAGGACGUCCCCAGAGGGCGGCCCGCCGGCCCCUGCACACCUGGGGAGGGCACGGCAGAGCCAGAGGCCAGGGUGGCCGGUCGCGAGUCCCUUCUCUUAGCUUUGGCUGCGGUGGCUUUCGCUCUGCUCCCGCCGCUGAGGAGUGGGGCUUGUGUGACGCGUCAAAGCAGGAAUCUCUGUGGAAGGUGCCAAGGAAUCCCUUUACGUUAUUUAAUAAAAUGUGAGCCCAUUUUACAGCCUUGGAGUGUUUUCCUUUGAGAAUUCAGGACCCGCCCCUGUGGUCUUGGGGGAAGCGG
This is a messenger RNA of Talpa occidentalis (Iberian mole), 1679 nucleotides long. RefSeq names its product jumonji domain containing 6, arginine demethylase and lysine hydroxylase (gene JMJD6). The transcript has 6 exons. The coding region runs from base 148 to 1359 and encodes 403 amino acids. Lineage: Eukaryota; Metazoa; Chordata; Mammalia; Eulipotyphla; Talpidae. The record is from RefSeq and is a predicted model, not a curated record. Gene Ontology annotation, cellular component: cytoplasm; nucleus. Gene Ontology annotation, biological process: phagocytosis. Gene Ontology annotation, molecular function: histone H4R3 demethylase activity; P-TEFb complex binding.